Messenger RNA from Oryzias latipes (Japanese medaka), 1973 nucleotides. RefSeq names its product sarcoglycan, gamma (gene sgcg). Gene Ontology annotation, cellular component: sarcolemma; sarcoglycan complex. Gene Ontology annotation, biological process: cardiac muscle tissue development; heart contraction. Lineage: Eukaryota; Metazoa; Chordata; Actinopteri; Beloniformes; Adrianichthyidae. The record is from RefSeq and is a predicted model, not a curated record.
AGCUGUUGAGUGGCUGACAGACGCGAGGAGGAGCUCAGUUGCUGCCGAGGCUCACGCCGCUCCGUCCGCCCGCCGUCGCUUUGGACAGAAGCCGCUGCGCUGGGACUCAAAGCCCCACAGAUGGUGCGGGAGCAGUACGUCACCACCACGGAGGGCAGCGGCUCGCCCAGACCCACGCCCGACCAUGUUUACAAGAUCGGCAUCUACGGCUGGAGGAAGCGCUGCCUCUACCUGUUCGUGCUGCUGCUCAUCGUCGUGCUGGUGGUCAACCUCGCCCUCACCAUCUGGAUCCUCCGGGUGAUGUGGUUCAACACGGCGGGGAUGGGCUUCCUGCAAGUUCACCCGGAUGGAGUCAAGCUGGACGAGGGCGAGUCGGAGUUCCUGUUUCCCAUCUACGCUGAAGAACUUCAUUCCAGAGAGGACUCCUCUCUUGUCGCGCACUCAUCAGAAAGUGUUUCCCUCGACGCCCGUGAUGAGAACGGCAGUGUCACAGGGAGGAUGUCUGUGGGUGCAAAACAGGCUCAAGGGCAGACCCCCAAUCUGCUCAUUAACUCCCACGAUGGCAAGAUGCUGUUCAGUGCAGACGGCAGCCAGGCUGUGAUUGGACCGGACAAACUGCGAGUCACAGGUCCUAAAGGAGCCUGGUUCCAGCAUUCAGUGGAGGUGCCCCUGCUGAAGUCUGAACCUCUGAAGAACUUGACGCUGGAGUGCCCCACCCGCUCCCUGACCAUGGACGCACCGAAGGGGGUUCACAUCAAAGCGCUGGCCGGAAACAUUGAAGUCGCCUCCAAAAUGGACGUGGUCCUGCACUCCAGUGAAGGACUGCUGGUGCUGGAUGCAGAGACGGUGCGCAUGCCACGCCUGCCCCUGAGCAAGGAAGGGGUCUCUGGAAAUGCCCAGGGUCUCUUCGAGGUCUGCGUCUGUCCCAGCGGGAAGCUCUUCCUGUCCAAAGCGGGACGAACAUCCACUUGCAGUGAAUAUCAGGACUGCUAGAUAGACUCAGACGAGGUCGUCCACUAUUUGCCCCUCCCUGAAGACGCAUCUCCGGGGGCAGAAAGCACAACCGUUUGUACAGAGCAAAGCCUUUCCUUCUCUUUCAACAUUUUUUUUUUUUCGUAUGUCACAGUAGAUCUGCAGCGCUCCUUCUGAGGCUGCUGAAAACGCAUUUGCCCACCGGCUGUCCUGUGCCAAAAGAAAUCCUUUUAAACUUUCAUUUGCUUGUGUACAAAUUGACCCUCGGUCUUAACAGUUAUAGCAUUCACAGAAGAACUCCUGUACACUUAGUGUCAUGGCUGGGCAAUGAGGAGCUGGUUGCAGCUUACAUCCUAUGCAAUAUUUUUUUUAACGGUGCAAUAAUUUAAACAAUCGCAGUUCAAGGACUCAGAAAAUAAAAACAAUCUCCCACACGGGAAAAAAAGUUUAUUGAAAAAAUAUUUGAUGCAAACCUUUAUGAUUCUGAGCCUUUAUGUGAUUAGUUUGUUUUGACAUGUCUUUAUGUAAAAGGGAAAAACACACAAUGAUGUUGGUUUAGUUUGCUGUUUUUACACAUUUGUUUUUCUUCUUUGAUUUAAAAAACUACCAGCAAGCCUUAAACUUGUUCUGCUUUAACUGCAUGAUGUGGAAUAAAAGUCAAAGUUGUUUUUGCAGGUAAGGAGAUCUUUGUUUUUAGUCUCAACAGCCAGGAAAACAUUAUUUCUGACUACAACAGAAAGGAGAAAAUAAAAUAGCUGUGGAUUCUUAAGGACUUUAUUUCUUUAUAACAUCUAUGACUUGUUUAUAAUGCUUUGUAUUGAGUGACAUCCUCCAUUUAUUGUCUAAAAUGAGUUUUUGUGAGGCUUGUGUGGUUGUAUCUCACCGUUUUGUGUGCAUUGUGUUAUGACGGUAACAGUCAGCUCCUGUUCAGCAGAAAUAAGAAGAGUUAAAGAUUUAUUUAUUCAUUUUGUACUUUGAAUAAAGCUUGUUUUAUUCUUGGA